GGCGGCUCUGUAUUUUGACAACUGCUGUGAAAAUGUCAUUUGAGUUGUAAAUUUUGCAAUUUUAUUAGAAAACCAUUACAAAUGGCUCAUAUUUGCGGCCCAGAAGUAGUAAAAUAUGCCUGCCAUUGCGGCUUAUUAAGAUCCAUCUCCCAACUUUACUUCUGCAGGCAUUGUUCCAAAGUGCGGUGCAGUUUUUGUGUUUGUCAUGAGGUUGAUUCUAUAUUUUGCGGAAAAUGCUCCGAGAAUAUCCCAUCGGCAGAAGCUAGAGUGAAGAAAAAUAGAUGCAGCAACUGCCUGGUUUGCCCCAGCUGUCAGCAGGAGUUGUGGCCCAGAGUGGCAGCAACCAAAACAUCUGCCAAUCCUGAUGAACCCAAGCAAGUUGUCAAAAAAAUGCACUAUUUACUUUGCCAGUUUUGUAGAUGGAGUUCAAGGGAUGUAGGGAUUCCUGAUCAAUCAAGUGUUACUGGCUUUCCUGAUAGGGAAAAUGUGUAUGCUAAUCGUUUACAAGAAGUUCUUGAUGCUUAUAAAGCUGUAGUUUUGGCACAAAAGCAGGCAAAAGAAAAUGAGAAGAAAAAGCAGAGAAAGAAGUAUCUCAGCUACACUGACAUUACUGGAGUUACUGCAGCAGCAUUACGUAAAAGAAUAGGCCUGCCAGCUGACAGGACACACCCUCUACUGAAAAAUAAACCUAAAAAACCAGAUAAUGCAGUGGCAGUAGAAGAAGUUGAUGAUCUUCCAGAGGAGUUGUUUACUGAACCAGUAAACCUUCUUGAAGUUACAUCAGUUGAUCAACGAUUGUUGUAUCCUGAAGCACAGCCAGUUAAAAUGGACAAGUUGUUUCCAGUUCACAAACAGCUUUCCAUUAAACGUUCUCUGCGCUGUAGAGCUUGUGAACACAAUGUCAGCAAGCCAGAAUACAACCCAAAUUCAGUUAAAUUUAAGAUUCCUCUUUUUGCUUACUACCACAUUCCUGAUAUAAGAAUUGUAACUGUUGAACCACUAAGAGCUGGUCAAACUUCAGAACUUAUUAUUAAAUUUACAAAUCCCACUCAACAUCAAACUGUGGUUUCGUUUUUGGAAAUUGCAUUGGAUGAGCCUGAAGAGCCAGAGAUAAAAGAGGUUGAGGAGACUAUGGAUUCUCUAAAUAUACAAGAGAAACAGCACGCUUCUUUACCAUCCAUGACAUCCACAAGCCAACCUAGCAGUUUAUUAAGCCUAGGUUCUCAUAGGCAACCAAUGAUAACAAUUAAGCCAAGGCAAAUAUUCCAAACCCUAAAUAGUACUGUGGAAAUACCAACCAGUACUUUUAUUUUACCGCCAAGGGAUGAUGCUGCUGAAUUUGAUGAUUCUGGAGAUACACACAAUAUUCAGGAUGAUCCAAAGUUGGUUAAAUGGAGGAAAUCAAACAAAGCUUUUAUUAGACUGUCUGUUACUCCUCAAGAAGGUCUAGAGUUAAAAACUGAAAUUGUUUGUGGUUUUGCAAUGAAACAUCUUUACACGAACACAAUUUUUACCCAACAACCGCAAAAGUAUGAACAUAAAGUUAAAGUUUUUCUUACACUAGGAAAUCUUGUUGGCUCUGAAUAAAUAUUUUUUUAAAUUUUAAUUCACAGGUUAUAAUUUAAUUUAUGGCAGAAAUAUUUUUAACUAACAAAUAACUUACAAUUAAUAAAAUAUGUACAUUUAACAUUGUGAUUAUUGCUUGUUUUAUUAAAUAAACUACUGAACAC
Molecule: messenger RNA, 1730 nt
Organism: Brassicogethes aeneus
Lineage: Eukaryota; Metazoa; Arthropoda; Insecta; Coleoptera; Nitidulidae
Source: the annotation of a GenBank genome assembly